CCUUCAUUCCCUCUUAACGUUAACACGAAGUUUGUGAACAAACACAAACAUCAGAUGAUGAGCCAUUUUCGCGGGUGUAACACUCUCGUGAAUAUGAUUUUCUUCAUAUUCUUACUCCUCCUCUGUCCCGGGACUCUAUCGACGGCGGCCGGUCAAGAAAAGUCGAUUAUUGAACUGCCUACUGUAAAUGAAGACUUGGUGAAUUGGGCUGGCUAUGGAGAAGAGCAACUGUCCAGGGUUUUAAUCACAGGGGAACUUCUUUGCCAUGGUGAUGGAAAUCAUAAAGAUUCAGUUCAUACUUUGCCAGUUUCUGAUGCAUCGAUCGCGGUUUUCUGCGGCACCAGCAGCUCCGAGACGAGGAAAUCAUAUGCGAUGGGCAGAACGAAUGGCUAUGGUGAAUUUCACAUCGAUCUUCCGUCCCAUCUCCACGCCAUUCCGAACUUGGAAAAGAUCUGUCUCGUUAAAGUUCUUCAUCUUCCCAAAACAUGUUCUUGUAGACAUGCUUUUACUGGAAAACACAAAGGGAUAGAAUUAACAUCGAUUGGCGAAGGCAUUCGGACAUAUACGGCCCAUAAAAUACAUUUGCUAUCUAAACCUGCGAAAAGGCACAUGAAUAGAAGAGCCAAGACGAGGAAUAAUCUGUAAUAAAACGGUGCAUUGAGUUGCCCAUGACUCGUGUGGAUGGCGCUUUAGUCACAACAUGAGUUGCAUGUAAAUUUCACAACCCUGUUACUUGUGUGUACGAGAAAGAGGAAGAGAGAAGACUACAUUUGAUACAAAGCAUGUUUGAUAUGUAAUAUUAAAUGUGUUUGAACUGUAAUGAUGAGAUAUUAAUUCUCUGUUUGGUACGGAUAAAAA
Messenger RNA from Olea europaea var. sylvestris, 858 nucleotides. RefSeq lists its product as uncharacterized. The transcript is spliced from 2 exons. NCBI's taxonomy places the organism in Eukaryota, Viridiplantae, Streptophyta, Magnoliopsida, Lamiales, Oleaceae. The record is from RefSeq and is a predicted model, not a curated record. The coding region runs from base 55 to 645 and encodes 196 amino acids.